Molecule: messenger RNA, 615 nt
Organism: Colletotrichum spaethianum
Lineage: Eukaryota; Fungi; Ascomycota; Sordariomycetes; Glomerellales; Glomerellaceae
Exons: 2
Coding region: 1-615 (204 amino acids)
Source: RefSeq, a predicted model, not a curated record
AUGAAAUACACCUUCUUCACUCUAACCACCCUCCUGGCAUGGGCCUGGGCCGCGCCUCAGGACCCUCAGAUACCCAUCUCAACCUCCCUCACGACCCUCACCGUAACCGGCCAACAGGUCCCCGUUCCCACGGAGCCCAUCCCAAACAACCCGGACCCCCUCCCCGUGCCGUCUGUGCCGGUCCCCUCCGAUCCGUCUCAGCCCGCGCCUCCUUCCGGCGGCCCUCAUUGCGUCUGCGGCGCGACCUACUGCGGCAAGGUCCUCAUGGGCUUCCAAGGCUACACAGCCGAGCAAGUCGGCCAAGGCUACUGCUCCACCAACGGCACGGACUGCGCCUCCGCCGCCCCGGCCCCAGAGUCGCUCCAGAACAACCUCUUCGUUUGCAUCUGCCCGCAGGGCCAGAAGGAGGGCUCCACCAUCGAGCUCCUCUGCACCUGCCAGGGCCGCUGCAAGAACGACGAGCCCGACUUUAUCGGCCGCUGUGAGACCCCUUGUAAUCUCGGAUACGCCCCCGCGGCCCCGGUUCCGCUCCCCGUACCCGUGCCGGUUGAGCCUGCUCCCAUCCCGAACGAGCCGGUCCCGGCUCCCGCGCCUCCCGUGAAGCGACGGACGUGA